Molecule: messenger RNA, 2484 nt
Organism: Jaculus jaculus (lesser Egyptian jerboa)
Lineage: Eukaryota; Metazoa; Chordata; Mammalia; Rodentia; Dipodidae
Gene: Cd177
Product: CD177 molecule
Exons: 18
Coding region: 1-2484 (827 amino acids)
Biological process (GO): cell-cell junction maintenance; leukocyte cell-cell adhesion; positive regulation of neutrophil degranulation
Cellular component (GO): plasma membrane; plasma membrane raft
Source: RefSeq, a predicted model, not a curated record
AUGAAUCCUACCCCACUGCUGACCCUGCUGGGGCUAACCACUUUGCUGCCCUGUGUGCCAGCCCUGACCUGCCAGUCAAGAACGACGCAGACCAUGAAGACUGUGUCAGAGCUGCCCUUUAAGUGGACCGCCGGCAGGAGAAGAUGUCAGGCGGGUGAGGGCUGCCAAGACACCCUGAUGCUCAUAGCGAAUGGACCCCAAGUAAAUGUGCUUGUUGUCAAAGACUGUACGACGGCCGAGGACCAAGAGGCCCUGGUCACCCAACACAGGGCAGGCCCGGGCCUGUCAGUGGUCUCUUAUACUCACGUGUGCCGAAACAAGGACUUCUGCAACAGCAUGCAAAGCACCGAGGUCCUGGGGACCUUGCCCACGCCCGCAGUCCCAGGCCCGGUUCGCUGCCCAUUGUGCCUCUCUUCCUCUCUCUGUGACAAUGCACCGGAGCAGGCUUGCCCCGAGGGCCACACUCACUGCUACUCAGGAACCCUCAGGCUCAGGAGCGAGGAAGUAAUCAGCAACCUGAGGGUGCGGGGCUGCCUGCCAGAGCCGGGCUGUAACCUGCUCAAUGGUACCCAGAGAAUCGGGCCGAUUGAUGUGAGCGAGGACUGCCGUUCCGCGUUAGGCCCUCAGAUUCUGGACUGUUACAGUGGGACCAUCGAGACCAUAAUUAAGGUGUCAGACUUGCACCUGGGCUGGACAAUGCACUGGCAAACCUGUGCGGCAGACGAGGGCUGCUUUGAAAAUGUGAUGCUGAUAGAUAAUGGACAGCAAGUGAAUUUGUUAGUCAACAAGGGAUGUACCGUAGCGGAGAACCAAAACCCUGAAGUCACCAGGCAUCUUGAAGGCCCUGGAAUCGCCAUCACCUCCUAUGCCCAAGUGUGCCGGCAAAAGGACUUCUGUAACGAUUACUCCACCACGAACGCCCUCUGGACCCCGCCCCCCGCCCCAGGCCCAGGGACGCUGCACUGCCCAUUCUGCAUUGCGAAAUUUGGCUGCGAAAACGCCAAACAGCGGGUCUGCCCUGCAGGCCUAACUCACUGCUACCAAGGAGUCUUCAAGUUCAGGGGAGGGAACAUUGCCACCAAUCUCAGGGUACAGGGCUGUGUGCGCCAGCCAGGCUGCAAUCUAAUCAAUGGCCCCGUGAAGCUUGGACCGAUAGAUUUGAGUGAAGACUGCACUUAUCUAGCCGUGAAGAUCCUGAGGUGCCAGAAGGGAACGCUGGAGACCAUAAUGAACGUCACAGACCUGCCCUUUCAGUGGAAAGCAGGCCGGACAAAGUGUAAGGUCGGUGAAGGUUGCCAGGACACGCUGAUGAUGAUACAGAACGGACACCAGGUGAGCUUGGUGCUCACAAAGGGCUGCACCACCACCAGUGACCACGAGGUCAGCAUCACCAAGCACAGGACGAGCCCCGGGUUCUCCUUCAUCUCCUACACCCACGUGUGCAGCCGCAAGAACUACUGCAAUGAACUGUCCACCACAGCCCCUCUCUGGGUUCCACCUCCCGUCGCAGUCCCAGGGACCCUGCACUGCCCGCUCUGCCUUUCUACCUCUGGCUGUGAGAAUGUGCCGAAACAAGUCUGCCCUGCGGGCAACACUCACUGCUACAACGGAGUCCUCAGGCUCAGGGGCGGGAACAUUGCCACCCGGCUGAACGUGUGGGGCUGCAUGCCCCAGCCAGGCUGUGACCUGCUCAACGGAACCCAGGAGAUCGGACCCGUGCACGUGAGCGAGGACUGCAAUCCUCAGUCAGACACGUUGACCUGUCACAAGGGGGUGUUGGUGAAGUUUGGCAGAGACUUGUCCAAAAACCCAGUGGAAUGGACCGCGUCGGAGGAGCAGAUAUGCGUCGCUGGUGAGCUGUGUCAGGAGACCCUGCUGCUCAUCGACGUCGGACACCACUCGCUCCUGUUAGGGAGCAAAGGCUGUACCGAGGCCGGGACACAGGACAUCACAGGUGUCACCCACAACUCGCUGCCCCCUGGGAUGGUCGUGGCCUCCUACUUCCGGUUCUGCUCGGACUCCGACCUGUGUAACAGCGCCCGGCUCAGCAGUGAGCUGUUGGACACCUUCCCGCAAUCAGCUGGGCCUGCGCCUGGACACCUCCAGUGUCCAGCGUGCGUGCAGUUUUCCGGGUCUUGCAACAACUCCGAACUUGUUGCCUGCGCUCAGGGCACCUCACACUGCUAUAGUGGAAAUAUUGAGCUCACAGGGGGUGGACUUUCUGGCACCGUCAGCAUCCAAGGAUGCAUGGCCUCGUCUUCCAAGUUACUGUUGAGCAAGAACAAGACAAUUGGGAUAUUUUCUGUGAACGAGGAGCUUGCUAGAGACACCAGUGCCAGUAGUCCUGUUUCUCCAAAUGGAGUUGCCCCUGGCUGUCACGGACAGCGCUGUGUGCUGAAGCGCUGGGACAUUGCCACGACUCUGGAGAUGAAGGAGCCGGGUGGCCGUGAGCCCUCCUCCUUGUCAGUCAGCAUCGCUGCAUAA